Molecule: messenger RNA, 3325 nt
Organism: Leptidea sinapis
Lineage: Eukaryota; Metazoa; Arthropoda; Insecta; Lepidoptera; Pieridae
Product: U1 small nuclear ribonucleoprotein 70 kDa-like
Exons: 12
Coding region: 140-1444 (434 amino acids)
Source: RefSeq, a predicted model, not a curated record
AAUUGACUUUUGACAAUUGCCAAUUGCCAUAUUGUUUUUAGUGUUGGUUGAUAAAUUUAUAUGCGUUAGAAAUUAUAAUUCUUUUGAUAUAGCUACAUACUAAUUGCUCUUUAGGUCUCCUAAAGAGUUUUGAUCAGCCAUGAAUUCUCUUGUUGGCUAUGAAAGUGAUGAAGACAAUGAAACAGAACGAUAUAGUCGGGGACACCAUCAAUCGGGAGGCAGCCGCAGGAAAGAAGAUGACACAAACUAUGAGCAGGUCAACAUGGAUUUGAGUGAGGAGUCCCAGAGCGGCGAAUCAGAGCCCGAGCUACCGCCGGCCGAACCCAGGACGCCGCCCUCCAAACAUGACCGGAAAGAAUCUUACGAGAGCCGUGAUCGUGGUCGUGAUAGCGGCGCUAAAGAACGUGACCGUGAUAGCGGCGGUCGUGACCGCGAGCGUGGUAGCGACCGCGAGCGAGGCAGCGACCGCGAGCGAGGCGGUGACCGCGACCGGCGUGACAAGCGGCGGGAGUCACCGCGUCGUGACCGCGAACGGUCUGACCGUGAUCGACGGUCGCCACGACGCGAUGAUAAGUACAGAUCUGACCGCGACAGCAAGCGCGGCCUACUCGGUGACCGCCCCGUCGAUGAUAAGAACUCCAGAGAUUCGCGCGGGGUGCCGGCGCUGAUGGAUCUGAAGCCGUUCGGUGGGGAUGCGCCCCCCGACUACAAGUCACAAGACGCGAGGGACGCAGUGUCGCCAAGGUUUGUAGAGCGCGAUAGACGCGAUCGCGACGGAGAAGCACCCCGCGACCGUGACCGCGACCGCGACGAGCGAGAACACUCCCGCGACCGCGACGGACGCAGCCGGCGCUCAGAAGAGAGACGGUCUUCAGGGUCCAGCCGGAGCGGAAGAUCACGAUCCCGCGGCAACGGCUACCCGCCUCCCUACUCAACAAAUGACAGAGAGCGCAGAUCACCUACAUCCGGUGAAUACAGACCAUCCUCAUACAAAGUCAAUAAGAAGCUUGAAGUUAUGGAGAAAAUGGGUCUGCAGAUAAAGACCCCGGACGGAUCGAUGACGACGGCGCAGCAGUUACGAGCCGCGGCGGGAGAACCAUCCGGUCUGCCCUCCUACUCCAGCUCUAGCGCGACACGCAUCCUAGACCAGGUACAAAAGCGAAAGUUGCUAUGGGCCAACAAGAACAAAAGUGUAGAAGAUGAGGCAGCCAAGUGGACCGGCGCUAAGUUCGCACAGGACAACGACGGCAAGCAGGUGUCCAAGUUUAUGAGGCUCAUGGGAAUCAAGGAGCCAGCGGCUGUGAAACCUGCGCCUCCCGAUGUAGACCCUAACAAGAAACAAGAAGAGCUGUUCCAAGCGAUGCAGGCCCAGUAUGAGGUGGCCCGAGCAACCACACACACUAUGAGGGGUGUGGGGCUUGGCUUCCAGAGAGGACAAUUCUAAAGUGACCACUCUCACUAUACUAAAAUGUGAUUAUCAUAAUCUGCAUCCACACAUUGGCUGUGGUGAGUGUUUAGUUAUAUGACAAUGAAGCCGUUUGGAACCCAUGCUGAGUGUGUAAAUCAACAGAGCUCAACUCUGUGGCAGUUGAAAUAAUUUUUGAAGUGACAAUUUGUGUUUGCGUGUAUUUUGAAGUGUUAUUGUAAUAAGUGCUUAUCACAGCUCUAAAGGAUCAUACAUUAGUGUAUGUAAUAUGUAGUGUACUAUUGUUAUAAUAAAAGAAAACCUAUUAGGUCUUGUGACUCUUAGUAAUAUAAAUUUUCAUUUGAUUUUCAAUUCCAAAUGAAUGGAACUGUACCCUGAGAGUAAUUAUUUGCUUUUACUUUAUUAAAACCUUAAUAGACGUUCCUAGGUUGAUUUAUGAUUUUUGUGUCUGUACUGUUAGAUAUGCCAUGUUGUUUUAUUACUUUAGCCCACAACUGGCAUAGUUUAUUCGCUCUAAGAUAAUAAUAUAAGCACGUGUGUUUUUUAUGUUACUAUUACAGCAUUGUAUUAAUGAGUGUUGUAUCUUAUAGAAGUUAUAUUGUAUGUAUGUAAACAAAACAUUAUUAUUUCUCCUAUAGAGUUACUUUGUAACACAAAACAAAAAUAUUUCUUCCUUAGCUAUGGGAAUGUACAUUUGAGUUUGUGGUAAUAUGUCAUAAAUAUUAAUAAUAUUUGAUUUAUAUAGAGAUCGGUAUUUUUUAUUGCCCGUAUGUCGCGCUAUUGUAAAAACAAUAAUUUUCCACACAUUUACGUUAAGAUUUUCGUUGCGAUCUUGAUUAUUCAAUUUUUUCCAAUGCAAGGUGUCUUUAAAAACGAAUGACAAGCACAAAGGUUUGAUCAUGACACUCUCGCUACCCUUAUCGCGAUCGCCUGUGGCUCUUUCGCAUAUAAUACCACCUCGAGUGUAAUGAUCAAUGUAACACUAGGUUGUAUAUUAUCUACACCCCUGCUUUAAAUCUUCUAUUAAAGAUUCUAAAACAGCUUAUUGCCAACAUUAAAAUACAGUGUAAAAUUAAUGUCCUAAUAACCAUAACAUGAUCCAAACGAGUGUUGUAAUGAAAUCCAGUUACAUCAUCCGUUUUCAUUACAGCACUCGUUUGGAUGAUGUAAUGGUUACUAGGACUGGCCUUUUUAAUGUUAGCAGUAAGCUAACUGUUUCAUAAUCUUUUACAGAGGAUUCAUAUUAUGGGUGUAGAUAAAGUCUUGUAUGCAACUGUUGAUAAGAAGGUAUUAAAACAAUCAUGUGAUACAAUUAUCACCACUUUUGUGUUUUAUUAAUACCCCUUGGCUUAUUACACAGCAAUUGCAUAAAUAUUAUUUAACUGCGACAACACACAAUGACAAACCCAUAAAAUUUAUAUAUUUACUUUAACCAAUAUACCAAUAUUCGAAUAAUUAAUAUAUUUUUUAAUUGAAAACACUGAAUGUGACAAUUUCUUUUUGUAUUGUAGGGAUGUGUAGUCAUUAGUUUAUAAUGCUUAAGUUGAAGUGAGAUCACUUGAUAGAAGCUCGAGGUCUCUGUAUACACACAGCCAAUAAAAUAUCAAUAUUAGGCCAUGGUAUCUACAUUUUGUGAAUCACAAAAUUAACAAACGGAUGUAGCAUUUCGAUAUUCUACAACAAAGCUUGUUAGUUGUUUAUAAAUAAAACAGUGAUAGUAUGGUAUGGUUUGAACUGAAUCAAUUUACUAAUAUAUUCUAAGACGUGAUGCGGUACCAAUGAGUUCAUAUUGUAUCUGUGACAGGCUAAGUAACUAAUUACUGAAAGCACUUGUGACAGUUGUAGAAUGUAUGGUAAAUAUGUAAGAUUAUUUCUGUUAAAUAAAACUAUAAAAUAGAA